Didymodactylos carnosus is the source of this 1337-nucleotide messenger RNA. NCBI's taxonomy places the organism in Eukaryota, Metazoa, Rotifera, Eurotatoria, Philodinida, Philodinidae. The record is from the annotation of a GenBank genome assembly.
AUGAAGACGACAUUCAGCGUUGGACACCAAGAUUGAACAAAGACACUUCGUUACCUGAUCCGAAAGAGCUGGUUUCCAUCUAUGAUCUCACCAAAUCACAACUUGUAUUUAGUAUAGCUAAAAAAUUAGGAGAGAAUGGAUCGUUUGUUAACUAUACGGCAACAAACGUCUUUUCUAAUAUAAUGACUGAAGAAAAGAAUACUAAAAAGAAGCAAGAAGAAAAUCUUGGUUAUAAAAUACGAACAUACGCUCCAAAAAUCGGUAGUUAUGCUGGUGGAGACGAUAUACUUUUAGUUUUGAGAACUAAAAUUAACACGAGUGCUCUUUAUUCAACUGUGUGUACAAAAUGCGCUGCAAACGAAGCUAUAGCCUCGAAUGGAUUACCAUCAAAUAAAAAACGCAGCUACUUAGGAGGAUAUGUUCAGUCUGACGCACUGGAUCAACUCGUUCCUCAAACUUCACCGGCACUUAUUAAACAACAGAAAGAGCAAUCAACAUCUGUUCAAUCAGUUCCUAAACAAUCUGACCAAGAGAAAGAUGUUGAUGACUUUUUGGCAAAAAUACAGACAGCGAUAGUUGAACUAUUAAUAAAGAAUGACUCAGAACUAUUGAUUCGUAGAACGCGUGUACUGAUCAAUUUAUACGAAGAGAAUCUAUUACACAAAACAAUUGAAAAUGGUCAUACAUUAUUUGCUCAACAAAUGGCUAAUGCUGUGAGUAAACUGUCUGAUAAUAUUAUCGAAAAGACAAACGCUCAGGGAGAAACAGCAAUAUUGAUAGCUGCAAAAUUCAAUAAUCGAGAUGUACUAGAAACAUUAUUAACAUUAAAAAUAGAUUAUAUAUAUGCUAUUGAUAAUGAGAGGAAUAAUAUAUUCCAUGUGUUAAGUAAACAAAUGGGUACCAAUGAGACAAUUGAAUGUUUGCUUAACUAUUUAAAUACAAAAUCAAUUAAUAUUCAAGAAAAAUUUGAUAAUAAAAACAAUGAUGAAUUGACACCAAUACAAUUAUUGAUCAAAAACAAUAAUUUUGAUGGUGUUAAAAUGCUGAUUAAAUUAGGAAAAUUUACAUUUGAUGUAAAUGAAGGUGCAACUGGUGAUAGUCUCAUUCAUUUAGCUGUGAGAAACAAUAGUUUAAUCACAGUUCAAUAUUUGAUCGAUGAACUGAAAUUGGACGGAUGUAUGUCAAAUCAUCAAAUGAAACCAUAUGACCUUGCCAGAUCAUUAAAUCAUCAAGAUAUUUGUGAUUAUUUGAAUGCGAAAUAUCCACCACAUAUUGAAACGGACAGUGGUGGUGACAGUGACAGUGAUGAUACAAGCGAAGACUCAGAAAAUUCAUGA